AUGAAUCGAGGUAAAUCGUUUAUCACUAUUAUUGCCCGUAUCUAUGCCGCGGCCAACAGCGGUAAUACUAAAUACUUUAACCAUUUUUCCGAUAAGACCAACUGGGACCGGGCCGACUGGACUGCCUUUUGUUUACUUACUUUGGUUAACGUCAAUACGCGCAACGUGAACAGGAUCUUCUACAAGAAAGCCUGGACACAGGAGCAUAAAGAGAAGACUUCCGACCUCAGCGAGCCCUAUUGGCAGUUCCAUUUGAUCGAACUGUGUCUGCGUUUUAUCAAGAAGAAACUAGCAGAGGAGCUAGCGCCAGAUACCUCGGAUACUGAUAAUACAAAGCUCCCCCAUAAGGAUAACAUGCAGGACGAGGCGGAUGAGACCUCCAUAAUACCAUUUAAGGUCUUUAUAGCUACCGCGGGGUUUUACUCCAUAUAUUAUCUUACCGGGCAAGAGAUCAAUACGUUAACAUUAGCACACUAUACUGCUGAUACCAUUCAGAAGGCCUAUAAAGAUACGCCUGACGGUCGGGUGACCCUGUCUCAAAUUACCGCGGCAUCCAUCGAAAUCGCUCGCGAGCAGCAGACUUGGCUCAACAACCUCGAACUCUAG
This is a messenger RNA of Aspergillus affinis, 606 nucleotides long. RefSeq names its product putative DNA repair helicase rad5. The coding region runs from base 1 to 606 and encodes 201 amino acids. The record is from RefSeq and is a predicted model, not a curated record. NCBI's taxonomy places the organism in Eukaryota, Fungi, Ascomycota, Eurotiomycetes, Eurotiales, Aspergillaceae. The transcript is spliced from 2 exons.